This is a messenger RNA of Folsomia candida, 2386 nucleotides long. Its product is annotated as isocitrate dehydrogenase [NADP]. The transcript is spliced from 13 exons. Gene Ontology annotation, cellular component: mitochondrion. Lineage: Eukaryota; Metazoa; Arthropoda; Collembola; Entomobryomorpha; Isotomidae. Gene Ontology annotation, biological process: isocitrate metabolic process. Gene Ontology annotation, molecular function: magnesium ion binding; NAD binding; isocitrate dehydrogenase (NADP+) activity. The coding region runs from base 609 to 1910 and encodes 433 amino acids. The record is from RefSeq and is a predicted model, not a curated record.
UAGUUAGUCUGCAUAGUAAUGAGUGAAUUGUGAAGAGAAGACUACGAAUCAAUUAGCUGAGCACAAGUUUGGACGCUUCAACACGUUUCAAAAGCUAAUCAUUAUAUUAUAACGACCGAAAAGUUGGUGGUCUGGCUGGUGUCGUGGAAGUGAAAACGUGGAACCUCGCGAGGCCAUGUGGCAGGGUUUCGAAGAACGAAGGGCACGAAACUUUGCGAGGUAGCCGUUCGCUGCAGAAGCAUCUCCAUUAUUGGACCAUCUACCUUCUUGUUAAUUAACAUUAUCGACAAGCGCUGCUGAACAGUGCAGAACGACUGGCUCGAACUCGCAUGCCAUGCUAACGAAUGAAGCUGUGAACGUGACACAAGUUUUAGUGCUCAGCCAGAGUCUCCAUAUAAUAAGUAACAAGGUUUAGUUGUUGGAUAAAAAAGACCCGGUUAACACAUCACGUCCAGCAGCUGCAGACACACUUUCCUCUCCUUAAAUCCCUGUUCCUCGCCGAUUUCUUAUUUCUCGCCCAUCAAAUUGUGUAAUUUUCAGUUUCACACGCACAGCUAAACCAAAAAGUUGAGACGAGGUGAAUUUUUAAUUAGCGUUGAACGUGCAAUAUGGCAUCUACUACACCAAUGAAAGGACUUUUGCGUGCAGUUUUGGGUCGAUCUUAUUCGACUCAAAAGCGGAUUCAAGUGUCAAGACCCGUCGUGGAGAUGGAUGGGGACGAAAUGACAAGAAUUAUCUGGGAGAAAAUUAAGGAAAAACUAAUUUUCCCAUAUGUAAAAGUUGAGUGUCUUUACUACGAUUUGGGGCUGCCUUACCGGGAUCAAACAGACGAUCAAGUUACUUUUGAUGCCGCUCAUGCAAUUUUAAAGCAUAAUGUUGGAAUCAAGUGUGCGACAAUAACGCCUGACGAGGCUCGUGUGACAGAAUUCAAAUUGAAGAAGAUGUGGCCAUCUCCAAAUGGCACGUUGAGAAAUAUUCUAGGGGGUACUGUAUUUAGAGAACCAAUUUUGUGUCAAAACAUCCCGAGACUUGUGCCAGGAUGGGUACAGCCAAUUAUUAUUGGACGCCAUGCUUUUGGUGAUCAAUACAAAGCUACGGACACUGUCGUGAAACCCAAUUCAAAGGUGGAACUUGUGAUUACCCCCAAGGCUGGUGGUCAACCAGAACGAUUCGAAGUGUUCACUUUCAAUGAGAGUGGUGGAGUCACUCUGGCAAUGUACAAUACGGACGAAAGUAUUUCUAGCUUUGCUCAUUCCAGCUUCCAGACUGCGCUCUUAAAAAAGUGGCCACUUUACAUGUCAACUAAAAACACUAUUCUAAAACGUUACGAUGGCCGGUUCUUGGUAAUUUUUCAAGAAAUCUACGAGAAAGAGUACAAAGCAAAAUUCGAAGCCUUGGGGAUUUGGUAUGAACACCGACUAAUAGAUGAUAUGGUCGCUCAAGCGUUAAAGUCGAGUGGAGGAUUUAUUUGGGCAUGCAAAAACUAUGAUGGAGACGUACAGUCGGACAUUAUUGCCCAAGGAUAUGGGUCACUUGGACUUAUGACUUCAGUUUUGGUUUGCCCGGAUGGAAAAACAAUUGAGAGUGAGGCUGCGCAUGGUACUGUUACCAGACAUUAUCGCAUGCAUCAAAAGGGUGAACAAACAUCCACAAAUCCUAUCGCUUCUAUCUUUGCUUGGACAAGGGGUCUAGCGCAUAGAGCUGAACUGGACAAAAACCCGGAAUUGAAAAAGUUUAGCCAACAGCUGGAGAAAGCAUGUGUAGACUGUGUGGAGUCAGGAAAAAUGACGAAGGACUUGGCCGGAUGCAUUCAUGGCUUAAAGAAUGUAAAGCCAGGCAUGUUUUUAAACACCAUGGAUUUUAUGGAUGCCCUUGCAGAACAACUUGAAAAAAAUUUAGGACUUAAAUAAUAUAUCAGAGAUUAGGAAAGGCCAAAUUGCUAAUUUUGUGCAUCUAUUUUUUCAUUGCGGUGUAAAGUACUUUGAAAUUGAAGGAAAUUUAUAAUCUUUUAGGUUAGUUUCUUUCGGUUUCAUUGAAUCGUUAUGGAUGAUAAUUUGACUUUCCAAUUAUUGUAAACUGUUAACUAUUUAUUAUUGUUAUCACUUGUUAUGUUCAUGCUUGACUUAUAAUUAACAUACUAAAAUUAUGCCCUUUCUUCUUGUGGUGCAAAUUGGAAUGAAAAAUGCGUAUUUUUAUUUAUAUGAUGGGGAAAUUACAAAACCCUAGUUCAAUUAGUAUACAAGUAACUUAUUGUCAUUAGUUAGAACUAACCUUAAUAAUAACAAAAAAUAGUGACUGUUCUUCCGGUUGUCUGUUGGACACCUCUUAAAUAAAUAGAUGAAACUCAAAAUCGGUUAUUCUAUAAUAAAUGAAAUACUUUAUAUGA